CACCAUCAUCUUACAAAAUCCUAUAUAUUCCCAGCAUUUCUCCUUCACUCUCUGCGCUGUGCCGCGGUACUGCCAACAACCUCCGCUGUCGCCAUAUCCUUAUCUCCUCCUAUCCCAGGAAAAAAAAAAGAAAACCGAAACAAAAAGAACUUGACAAAAAACCCCAAAAAGAUUCCGUCUUGAAUUCUGUCACUUUCGCCUAGGUUUGUGUACCGUUUCGCAUUUGUUGUCGUUGAGAUUUGCAGCAAUGGCGCAGGUUCAGGCUCCUUCGCAUUCGAUAGCGCCUCCUCUUGUUACGGCGGCGGCGACGGCGGCUGCUGGCGGCGACGAGGUUAAUCACGGCGCUCUGUGUUCUCUCUACGUUGGAGAUCUGGAGCUAAACGUGACGGACUCUCAGCUCUAUGAUUAUUUCAACCAAGUGGGUCAGGUCGUGUCGGUUCGGGUCUGCCGAGACGCCGCAACCCAGAUUUCUCUUGGCUAUGGUUACGUCAAUUACAGCAAUACCCAUGAUGCGGAACGGGCGACGAAGGAGCUGAAUUUCUCUCAUCUCAACGGCAAGAUGAUUCGGGUUACAUACUCUUCCCGUGACAAUUAUCUUCGUAGAAGCGGCAUUGGUAACUUAUUCGUCAAGAAUUUGGACAAGUCCAUUGACAACAAAGCUCUUCAUGACACAUUUUCCGAGUUUGGAAAUAUUUUGUCGUGUAAGGUUGCAACUGAUCACCUGGGUCAGUCCAGAGGGCACGGUUUCGUGCAGUUUGAGGAGGAGGAUUCGGCUAAAAAUGCCAUCAACAAGCUGAAUGGCACACUGCUCAACGACAAACAAAUCUUCGUUGGACCCUUUCUUCGCAAGGAGGACAGGGAGUCUGGUGCCAAUAAGAUAAAAUUCAACAAUGUGUAUGUGAAGAAUCUGUCAGAAACAUCAACUGAUGAUGAUUUAAAGAAUAUUUUCGGUCAGUACGGGUAUAUCACAAGUGCGGUGGUUAUGAGAGAUGGGGAUGGAAGAUCCAAGUGUUUUGGAUUUGUUAACUUUGAGAGCCCUGAAGAUGCAGCCCGAUCUGUUGAGGCCCUUAAUGGGAAGAGGGUUGGUGACAAGGAAUGGUAUGUUGGUAAAGCGCAGAAGAAAUCUGAGAGGGAACUCGAACUGAGGGGAAGAUUUGAGCAGCAGGGGUUGAGGGAGACGGGGAACAAUUUCGAAGGAUUGAACUUAUAUGUUAAAAAUCUUGAUGACUCUAUCACUGAUGAGAAGUUGCGGGAGUUGUUUUCUGAAUUCGGAACAAUAACUUCCUGCAAGGUUAUGCGGGAACCUAGUGGUAUUAGCAAAGGAUCUGGAUUUGUUGCUUUCUUGUCUGCUGGAGCAGCUUCUAGAGCUCUCUCUGAGAUGAAUGGUAAAAUGGUGGGUGGCAAACCGCUCUAUGUUGCUCUUGCACAGAGGAAGGAGGAAAGAAGGGCUAAGUUGCAGGCACAAUUUUCUCAGAUGCGACCUGCUUUGUUACCCGCUGUCAGUCCGCAUAUGCCAAUUUAUCCUGGUGGUGCUCCAGGUCUUGGACAACAGCUGCUCUAUGGUCAAGGUCCUCCACCAAUGAUGAUCUCUCAGCAGCCGGGAUUUGGAUAUCAGCCACAGCUGGUUCCUGGAAUGAGGCCAAAUGUUUUUGGCCCGACGAUGCAGCCAGGUCAGCGGCCAGGCGGCAGACGCUCAGGUGGUGGGCCCAUGCGCCAGUCUCAGCAGCUAAUUCCUCUCUUGCAGCCUCAGAUGCUCCCAAGGGGACGUGGGUAUCGCUAUUCCCCUGUUAGUAACAUGCUCGACGGUCCCAUUCCCGGAGGAAUUCUUCCCAUCGCUUAUGAUAUGAACGGAAUGCCCUUUGCACAGCCUCUGUCAACCGGCGCAUUGGCUUCUGCCCUCGCUAAUGGGACGCCUGCCCAACAGAGGACGCUGCUGGGUGAGCAUCUAUACCCAUUGGUUGACCAGAUGGAGAGUGAAAAUGCGGCGAAGGUGACAGGCAUGCUGCUGGAGAUGGACCAGACAGAAGUGUUGCAUCUGAUAGAAUCACCAGAUGCGUUGAAAGCCAAAGUUGCAGAAGCCAUGGAUGUCCUGAGGAACGUCGGUCCGCCUCUGGUGAGUAGCAGCGGAAGUAACAGCCCGAUCGAUAAGCUGGCAUCUCUUUCCAUGGACGAUAAACUAUGAAUCAAGACUUGGUUCUAAAGCCGGACUGGAUUUUUUGCCGAGCUGGCUAGAAUUUUGAUUUGGGUUUUUGAUAUUGUGUUAGGGGAGAGUUUUGGAUUUUACCUGUUGUUUUGUUGGAGGAUUUGGCUUUCUACCCUAAACCCCAUUUAGACAGAAAGUAUCACAUUCAGACCACACACACACAUUGAAGAAGAUGCAGAAUGAACUGCGUGUCUUAAUUGGUCCUCGGAGAAAAAAAAAGGCAAAAUGUUUUUUGUUGGCUAUCGAAGUGAAUGCAUCUGAUUCGGUU
Messenger RNA from Tarenaya hassleriana, 2471 nucleotides. RefSeq names its product polyadenylate-binding protein 4. NCBI's taxonomy places the organism in Eukaryota, Viridiplantae, Streptophyta, Magnoliopsida, Brassicales, Cleomaceae. Gene Ontology annotation, cellular component: ribonucleoprotein complex. Gene Ontology annotation, molecular function: RNA binding. The record is from RefSeq and is a predicted model, not a curated record. The coding region runs from base 248 to 2182 and encodes 644 amino acids. The transcript has 9 exons.